AUGCUUCCAGGGGUCGGCGUGUUCGGCACCAGCCUGACCGCCAGGGUGAUCAUCCCGCUGCUGAAGAACGAGGGCUUCGCCGUCAAGGCGCUGUGGGGCCGGACGCAGGAGGAGGCGGAGGAGCUGGCCAAGGAGAUGAACGUGCCGUUCUACACCAACCGGAUCGACGACGUCCUGCUGCAUCAGGACGUGGACCUGGUCUGCAUCAACCUGCCGCCGCCUCUGACGCGGCAGAUCGCGGUCAAAACGCUGGGCAUUGGAAAGAACGUGAUCUGUGACAGGACAGCCACGCCUCUGGAUGCCUUCAGAAUGAUGUCAGCUGCCCAGUACUACCCCAAGCUGCUGAGCAUCAUGGGAAACGUGCUGCGCUUCCUGCCAGCCUUUGUUCGGAUGAAAGAACUCCUGGAGGAGGGCUACAUCGGGGAGCUUCUGGUCUGUGAGGCCCAGGUCCACAGUGGGAGUCUCCUGGGGAAGAAGUACAACUGGAGCUGUGACGACCUGAUGGGAGGAGGCGGCCUGCACUCUGUGGGCAGUUACAUCAUCGACCUCCUCACGUUUCUGACGGGGCAGCGUGCGGCCAAAGUCCACGGCUUCCUCAAGACGUUCGUCAAGCAGACGGACCACAUCAGGGGCAUCCGUCAGAUCACCAGCGACGACUUCUGCACCUUCCAGAUGGCACUCGAAGGAGGCGCCUGCUGCACCGUCACGCUGAACUUCAACGUCCCGGGGGAGUUUCGCCAGGAGGUGAUCGUCGUGGGGACCGUUGGCCGGCUGACGGUCACGGGGACGGACCUUUACGGACAGAAGAACAACGGUACCGCGGGCCGCGGGCCGGAGCUGCUGCUCAAAGACAGCACCCCUCUGGAGAAGGCUUCCCUCCCGGAGAAGGCCUUCAGCGACAUCCCGGCCCCGUACCUCACUGGGAUGAUCCGUAUGAUCCAGGCGGUGCGCUUGGCCUUCCAGGACCAGGAGGACCGGCGCACGUGGGACGGGAGGCCUCUGACCAUGGCCGCCACGUUCGAGGACUGCCUUUAUGCGCUUUGCGUGGUGGACACCAUCAAGAAGUCCAAUCAGUGUGGCGAAUGGCAGAACAUUGCGGUGAUGACGGAGGAGCCCGAGGUCAGCCCGGCCUACCUGAUCAGCGAAGCAAUGCGGCGGAGUAGGAUGUCGCUGUACUGUUAGCGCAGCAGGUCAGAUCUGCUGAGUCAUGGUUUCCUGCCGCGCUGCCUCCACAGUGUGGGACAAACCGUGUGUUUAGUACUCUUUUAUUUAUGAGGAAGUCAUUCCUGUUUAUUAUUAUUAUUAUUAUUAUUAUUAUUAUUGAGUGGAGAUGAGUGACCCGGUGCCAUCUGGGAGUCUUCACCUCACACUGUGGGUCCGAACUCAAACAGCCAAGGAAGAACGGGCCGCUCUGGUUCCGUCAAGUGAAUGUUACAAAGACGUCCGUGUCGAUAGCGUCAGCGUCCGUUGCUUCUCUGUGUGUGAUACAAGUGAACAGAUCUACGGAUCUGGUUUCAUGCAAUGAUGCGUUACAGAAAAGCUGUAACAUGUGGGAGACAUCAGUCGGACGCGUUUGUGCUGAAGCCUCCUUUACAGAGAUGCAGGCAACUUCAUGGAAGUUAAUGAAAGGAUGGAACAGAUCCGUCUUUGCUUCAGUGUCUUCCCUCUUAAUCUGCUGUGACACGUGACUGAGGCCACUGAUCCUGAUUCAAGGUGCAGCUACUUAAAUCGCGCCAGUCACCGUGAGUGGAGUUCUGCGGCUGGUGAUUAGUGUUUGUGACUUUUCAGUUCAGUUCCACCUUUAACAGGUUGCUUCUGAUUUCACUGUUUUCAUAUUAAGCUCCAUACGUUUUCAUAUUUGCAAAUGCACACAAAAGUGUCACAUUUACUUAUUGACAGUGUGUGAAUAUAUGAUUACUGCUGUUUUUGCAACUGCGGCUUUUUUUUAACCGUAGGGGAAAAA
This is a messenger RNA of Betta splendens (Siamese fighting fish), 1963 nucleotides long. RefSeq names its product glucose-fructose oxidoreductase domain containing 1 (gene gfod1). The transcript is spliced from 3 exons. The record is from RefSeq and is a predicted model, not a curated record. The coding region runs from base 1 to 1182 and encodes 393 amino acids. NCBI's taxonomy places the organism in Eukaryota, Metazoa, Chordata, Actinopteri, Anabantiformes, Osphronemidae. Gene Ontology annotation, molecular function: nucleotide binding.